This is a messenger RNA of Drosophila busckii, 1026 nucleotides long. RefSeq lists its product as uncharacterized. The coding region runs from base 67 to 855 and encodes 262 amino acids. NCBI's taxonomy places the organism in Eukaryota, Metazoa, Arthropoda, Insecta, Diptera, Drosophilidae. The record is from RefSeq and is a predicted model, not a curated record. The transcript is spliced from 3 exons.
CGCCGCAGCAGCGUCCAAGCAGCUGCAGUUUUAUUUGAGUCACAGACGCGCAAACGCUUAAACGGCAUGCAAGUGAAAUUAUUGAAAAGUGCUGCUAUGUUGGUGGCAUGUUUGCUGCUGUUGCAACAAGUGGCAGCAGCUACAAAUGCUACGUAUACGCCACGUCAAACGGAUACGCGCAUUUCCUGGCUGGCACAGCUGAAGCAGCUACACCAACAGCUCCAUGAAUGCUAUCGCUCGGGCGCUGGCUUGUGGUUUUGCUUUCGCGCGCGCAGUUUGCAGUUGUUCGAGGAUAUAAUGAACCGGGAGGUCAUACAAAUCUUUGAGGGUGUCAAGCUGGCGGCAAGCAAUGCCAAUCUAACACUCACAGCCCAGGCCAGACAAGCAAGCGAGGAAAGCAAACACAAUAAGCACUUGACGUGGUUUGAUCAGCUAGCAGUUAGCUUGGCCAAAGGACUUACUACGCAUACGCUGCAAAUAAAUCUAGCGAAGCUAACAGAGCGUUAUCUAGACAAUGAAGCUACAACUAAUGACUCUACGGGCACAGCGCGUGUGCGUCGUCAACGCUUUAAUAUGAUCAUUACCAUGAUGUUUGGUGUAACUGCACUGGGUGCUAUAUUGGUGCCCAUGGGCUUUCAAAUGCUUUCCGUAGUCAGUGGCAAAGCUUUACUUUUGGCCAAAAUGGCGCUACUACUGGCGUCUAUUAAUGGUCUAAAGCGGGUGGCCAAUACUGGCUUGCAUUAUGGCCUUUAUCAUGUGCCUGGCGAGCAAUUGGGCGGCUACUACGACCGCGGCGACGUUAAUCAUGCGCGUAAUGUGCCUAUACCUAUGACGUUGGAUAUGGGCUUCAAGUAGUGCAACACAAAUUAGAUUUGAAGUUUACAAUUUAUAGUACUCUACUUUCUUUUACGACUGCAACUUGCAGCUCGUAGUUUCAAGCGCAACUUGUAAUUUCACUUUGUCGGUUGCAUUAUUUGAAAUUGGCGCUUAGUUACACUACUUUGUAGCAAGUUGGCAGCCCCAACG